Messenger RNA from Triticum dicoccoides, 504 nucleotides. Its product is annotated as dirigent protein 5-like. The transcript is spliced from 2 exons. The record is from RefSeq and is a predicted model, not a curated record. NCBI's taxonomy places the organism in Eukaryota, Viridiplantae, Streptophyta, Magnoliopsida, Poales, Poaceae. The coding region runs from base 1 to 504 and encodes 167 amino acids.
AUGCAAGGUCUCACAGCAUCUUCCAAGCUGUCACUGGCCGUCGUGUUCGCGGUGUUUCUGCUGGGCUCGGCGGGCGCCGCCCACGGCCUGACGAGGGUCGUCUCCAGCAGCUCUGAUGAGCCCUGCAACAAGAUGACGCUCUAUUACCACGACAUCCUCUACAACGGCGUCAACAACACGCGGAACGCGACAUCGGCCGCGGCCACCAAGCCCACGGCACUGAGCACAACCCACUGGAAGAAUGGCACCUACUUUGGCACUCUGGUGGUGUUCAACGACCCCAUGACGGUGGGGAAGGUGCUACCCGUGGCGGGGGAGGAGCCUGCGGCGCGCGCCCAGGGCUUCUACUUCUACGACGACAAGACGCGGGACCUCUCCGUUGUCGGCGGCACCGGUGACUUCUUCAUGGCGCGCGGCAUUGCCACGCUCCGGCUCGAUGCCUCCGAGGGAACCGUCUACUUCCGUCUGCAGAUGGACAUCAAGCUCUACGAGUGCUACGUUUGA